GCCGCCGCAGCUGCGUACCGGCCAUGGAGCACCGCAUCGUAGGGCCCGGUCCGUACCGGGCUACCAAGCUGUGGAAUGAAACAGUUGAGCUUUUUCGUGCUAGGAUGCCCUUACGGAAACAUCGCUGUCGUUUCAAAAGUUAUGACCGUUGCUUCACGGCGGCCGAAGCUGUGGAUUGGCUGCAUGAGCUCUUGAGGUGCAGUCAGAACUUUGGCCCUGAAGUGACCCGCAAACAAACGGUUCAGCUGCUGAAAAAGUUCCUCAAGAAUCAUGUUAUUGAAGACAUCAAGGGAAAAUGGGGUCAGGAAGAUUUUGAAGACAAUCGUCACUUGUACAGAUUUCCUCCUUCCUCACCCCUGAAACCAUAUCCAAAGAAGCCUACAUACCAAAAGGAUGUUAUUAAAUUUCCGGAAUGGAAUGACCCCCCACCAAGCACUUCACAAGAAAACAUCCCAGUGAGGCCAGUUGUGAUGACCUCCGAGAUGUGGUACAAGAGGCACAGUAUUGCCAUCGGAGAGGUGCCGGCUUGCCGUCUCAUCUGCCGCAGGCAGCUGACAGAGGCCAACGUGGAAGAGAUAUGGAAGUCCAUGACAUUAGCAUAUUUACAGAAAGUCCUUGGCCUGGAUUCUUUGGAAGAAGUCUUAGACAUUAAACUGGUCAACUCCAAGUUCAUCCUCCAUAAUGUGUAUAGUGUGAGCAAGCAGGGAGUUGUCAUCCUUGAUGACAAAUCAAAAGAGCUUCCUCAUUGGGUACUGUCAGCUAUGAAGUGUUUGGCAAAUUGGCCUAAUUGUUCAGAUUUGAAGCAGCCUAUGUAUUUAGGAUUUGAAAAAGAUGUCUUUAAAACUAUAGCAGAUUACUAUGGUCACUUGAAAGAGCCUCUACUUACUUUUCAUCUUUUUGAUGCCUUUGUAAGUGUAUUAGGUUUGUUACAGAAAGAGAAAAUGGCUAUUGAAGCAUUUCAGAUUUGCUGCCUCCUCCUGCCACCUGAAAAUAGGAGAAAGUUACAGCUCUUGAUGAGGAUGAUGGCAAGGAUAUGCCUAAAUAAGGAGAUGCCACCACUGUGUGAUGGCUUUGGGACCCGAACACUGAUGGUUCAGACGUUUUCCCGUUGCAUCUUGUGUUCCAAGGAUGAAGUAGAUUUGGAUGAAUUAUUAGCUGCUAGGUUGGUGACAUUUCUGAUGGACAAUUACCAAGAGAUUCUGAAAGUCCCUUUGGCCUUGCAGACCUCCAUAGAGGAGCGUGUGGCUCAUCUACGAAGAGUCCAGAUAAAAUACCCAGGAGCCGAUAUGGAUAUCACUUUAUCUGCCCCAUCAUUUUGCCGUCAAAUCAGUCCAGAGGAAUUUGAAUACCAGAGAGCAUAUGGCUCUCAGGAACCUCUGGCAGCUUUGCUGGAGGAAGUCAUAACAGAUGCCACACUUUCCAGCAAAGAGAAGAAGAAAAAACUGAAGCAGUUUCAAAAAUCCUAUCCUGAAGUCUACCAAGAACGAUUUCCUACACCAGAAAGUGAAGCACUUCUGUUUCCAGAGAAACCGAAACCCAAACCACAGCUGCUAAUGUGGGCACUAAAAAACCCUUUCCAACCAUUUCAAAGAACUAGAAGUUUUCGGAUGUAGUACUUCCAUAGCUGUUAGAGAUCUCUGUUGUUGUUGCCUCGAGCAGAUGGGUGGUUAGAGGACUAUGGCGGUGGAAGAAAGAAGAGCAGACAAUAGAGACUACUGAAAUAUAAAGUGAAUGGACUUCUAAAAAUGUUGAGCCAUUAUCAGUAUUUUUGUAAAGCUCAGUGCUAUUUUUAAAAGUGUAAAAAUCAGUUAAAAUUUAGACAAAUAUAUAGUGUUAAUGUUAACGUGUUUAUAAUUGUUACAAAAUUUAAGGGUAUUUUUAUUUUUUUAUUUGUUGUUUUUCAUGGUGUUAA
This is a messenger RNA of Neomonachus schauinslandi (Hawaiian monk seal), 1912 nucleotides long. RefSeq names its product DEP domain containing 1B (gene DEPDC1B). Gene Ontology annotation, biological process: positive regulation of Wnt signaling pathway; intracellular signal transduction. The transcript is spliced from 11 exons. The coding region runs from base 24 to 1613 and encodes 529 amino acids. Lineage: Eukaryota; Metazoa; Chordata; Mammalia; Carnivora; Phocidae. The record is from RefSeq and is a predicted model, not a curated record.